Pestalotiopsis fici W106-1 is the source of this 360-nucleotide messenger RNA. RefSeq lists its product as uncharacterized. Bases 1 to 360 code for a protein of 119 amino acids. The record is from RefSeq and is a predicted model, not a curated record. The transcript has a single exon. Lineage: Eukaryota; Fungi; Ascomycota; Sordariomycetes; Amphisphaeriales; Sporocadaceae.
AUGAUCACCAACACCGCACUGCGAAUCAACGCCGGAAAUCUAUCGCAACAGCGCCAAGCCAAGCCCAAUGCUAGCGAAAACCACGGGCAGGUGGUUCUCGUGGCCGCCUCCGGUGAGCUGAUAGCUGACAUAACUAUCGACGGCUGGUACGAGACUCAAAAUGAUCAUGGACCACCCUUGAAGCUUGCGGUCGCCUCGGUACCAAGCCGCCAGGAUCAGCAAGCUAAUGGUAAUGUUGCGUGCCCCCGUGAGGCGCACGAGCGCAUCAGAGAGCAGCUCGGCCUCGGGUGUUGUGGGAGCGGGAAAUUCGACUUGGGCGAGGAGCUCCUGAGGCCGCAACAGGCCCUUUACACCAAUUAG